AGGUUACGGAAUCCGUCGAAUACUCCGGCGUAUCCGGUUCAUCGUUUCAUAUUUGGCGGUGCUAGAUAUUCGAGUUGUUGAACGGCUCCUAGAACUAGCCCGUAAUCGCGCAAUAGGCCCCCAGCCAAAAUGACGAGCAAUGCGCAACCCGUCGAAAGAGAUAGUAGGCCGAUCUUGCUUAUAGACGAAGAGGAAGACCAAUGGGAGGGAGCAACGGAAACGAGUCCGCUGGUCGGCGCAAGCACAAGUAAUGCGACAGAAGAUGACAGGAAUGGGAAGGGUCAGGAGAGCUGGAUAGGACACGAAGAUUUCGCCGAUCUCCCAUGGUGGCGGACACCAUCGGUAUACUGGCUUCUAGCGCCGUAUCUUCUGUUCUCUCUUGCAUUUGGCGGUAUUCUCGUGCCGAAGCUCAAUUUAAUUGUUCAGUUAAUAUGUCGUACUCACUUCACCGACCGCCAGCAGCUUGAACCGAAUUUUAUAAAUCUACUAGGACCUUUAGGCGCCGAUGAUGACUUAUGCACCAGCGCCCCGGUCCAAAAGAAGGUCGCUGCUUUCACACUUAUAAUAAGUGCUCUUACCGGCGCCUUAAGCGCGAUCACGGCACCAAAGGUAGGAGCACUAUCUGAUCGGCACGGUCGAAAGCGCUUGAUGGUGAUGGCGUCAUGUGGCGGUUUAGUCAACGAGUGUAUCACUAUCUUGGCUGCAAAGUUCCCAGAUACCGUCAGCUACCAAUGGCUAGUCCUAGGCGCGUUCUUCGAUGGCAUAACGGGUUCCUUUACGGCGGGUAGCAUAUUAACUAACUCGUAUACAAGUGAUUGUGCACCUCCAUCUAAGCGCGGAGUACAUAUUGGCUACCUACAUGCUUGUCUAUUUACUGGCUUGGCGUUUGGACCUCUGAUUGCUGGUUAUUUCGUCAAAUGGACGAGUUCCCUGAUAUCGAUAUUUUAUGUCGUCUUGGUUUGCCACGCCGCUGUCAUCCUAUAUUUCUGGUUUAUUCUUCCCGAGUCGAUAUCAAAGAAACGUCAGCUCGCUGCACGCGAGAAGCAUCGUGCCGAAAACGAAGCUGCAGCCAUUGAACUUAGAUCCGGACUUCCAGAUUCAGUUCAGGUCUUCAUUGGGCCACGAGCUGCUUCUUUUGUCGAUGACCAUAUGGGAACUUGGCUUCCCGCAAUUCUGAGCGCCAACCCAUUUGCUCCCUUAAAGAUACUAGUCCCUGGUGGGAGGGAUAAUAGUCCUCUGCGGCGGAACCUGAUUAUCCUUGCUCUCAUCGACACGAUGCUCCUAGCUGCCGCUAUGGGUGCUGGUACUAUUAUUGUACUCUACUCUGAACACAUCUUCCAUUGGGACACCCUAGAAGCCUCGGAGUUUGUAUCGGUCGUUAGCUUGGCGCGCGUUGUCAUCCUUCUCUUCAUACUCCCAGCCAUCAACUACGUAUUCCGCGUCCUGCCACUGCGCCGUCGGAGGCGUGAGAAUGGCGACGUGAAUGUGAUCGAGAAAAGCUCCGGGGCUGAUAACCUAGAUGUAUGGCUCCUACGUUUUGCUCUCCUUAGUGAUGCCGUGGGUAUCUUUGGCUACAUAUUCGUGCGUUCAGAAGAAUUUUUUGUCCUCUGCGGUCUGGCUACCGCAUUUGGCGGUUUAGCAAAUGCCACUAUCCAAAGCGCGAUCACGAAGCAUGUUCCAGCCCAGCGUGUGGGCUCCCUGCUGGGAGCUAUUGGCCUGUUACAUGCACUCGGAAGGGUUAUUGCUCCCGCGCUUUUCAACGGCGUCUAUGCUGCAACAGUCGAGACUUUUCCACAGGCUUUCUUCGUCCUGUUAGCUUCGAUGUUCGGAUUAGCGAUACUCGGAAGCUUCUUCGUAAGACCUCAUCUACAUUUGAAAGAUGACGGCUAUAUUGCAGUCCCGGUUCGAAUUCCCGGUGAUACCCAGGACCCAAAUGUCAUGUCUGAUGAAGAGAUUAUCGGUGAUUCCUUACCACGGGUUUAAACGACUUAUUGUAUCGAUAUAAUACCACAUACGGCAACCUUAUAUAUGUACGAAAGGAAAGAUGUAAGUAAAAAGUCGUUGACAUCUAGGUCAAAUGACUACCUUUAUAUAUAUGACAUUUCAGAUGAUAUACAUUAUACCUACCUACCUAUGUACCUAAGAUAUAUUCAUAUGUACGAAUUCAAAUCGGUGCUGGCGUAAAUAUUUUCUGCCUGCCUUGCACCAAUAUAUGUACAAUCUAGUGUAAUAUUGGUUAAUUUUAGAUUUGUUUA
Molecule: messenger RNA, 2255 nt
Organism: Daldinia decipiens
Lineage: Eukaryota; Fungi; Ascomycota; Sordariomycetes; Xylariales; Hypoxylaceae
Product: MFS general substrate transporter
Exons: 4
Coding region: 130-1983 (617 amino acids)
Biological process (GO): transmembrane transport
Cellular component (GO): membrane
Molecular function (GO): transmembrane transporter activity
Source: RefSeq, a predicted model, not a curated record